This is a messenger RNA of Pneumocystis jirovecii RU7, 924 nucleotides long. RefSeq names its product exosome non-catalytic core subunit RRP42. NCBI's taxonomy places the organism in Eukaryota, Fungi, Ascomycota, Pneumocystomycetes, Pneumocystales, Pneumocystaceae. The transcript has 3 exons. The record is from RefSeq and is a predicted model, not a curated record. Gene Ontology annotation, biological process: nuclear polyadenylation-dependent mRNA catabolic process; U5 snRNA 3'-end processing; exonucleolytic trimming to generate mature 3'-end of 5.8S rRNA from tricistronic rRNA transcript (SSU-rRNA, 5.8S rRNA, LSU-rRNA). Bases 1 to 924 code for a protein of 307 amino acids. Gene Ontology annotation, cellular component: cytoplasmic exosome (RNase complex); nuclear exosome (RNase complex).
AUGAAACUUUCUAUAUCUCAACUAUCCUAUCUACAUUCUUCUUUACUUCAGGUUCCGCCUAUAAGACCGGAUGCUAGAAGUCCUACUCAGUUUCGUCCUUUAUUUGCACAAGUAGAUAUUCUUCCAUUAGCUUAUGGGUCAUCACAUAUUAAAUGGGAUAAUACAAGUGUUAUUGUUAGUAUUAAGGCAGAAAUAAUUAACUCAGUGGAUCUAGAUAUUUUAAGAAAAUGCAAAAAAGGUGGUAAAAUAUCUGUUAAUGUAGAAAUAUUCCCUAAUACAUUUCAUGAAAACAACGACGAUGAAGCUAUGUCUGCAUUUCUUACUCAGUCAAUAUUACAAUCUUUAUCAGGCAUUAGUCUUGAACAUCUUUUAGUGACACCAACUAAGGCUUGGUCUAUAUUUAUAGACGCAGUUGUAAUUUCACCAAAUAAUCAUGCUCUUCCAGCACUUGCAUUAGCUGUUCGUCUUGCACUUCAAACAACUAAAUUACCUCAUAUUAUAGCACAUAUUGCGCCCGGGUCUAUAGAUACAGAUAAAAUUGCACAGGAUAUUGGUUCUGGAGAUUUUGAAGUUGAUUAUGAUUUAAAAAAUGGAGUGCCAAUACCUGAUAUUGAAAAAGUUGGUGUAAUUAUUUUUGUUGGAAAUGUUGGGGACAAUAUUUUUUAUGAUUUAAGUUGGGAUGAAAUAGCAGUUGCUGAUGGAAUUCUUGCAGUGGGAGUUCUUAAGGAUGGACAAAUCACAUAUACUCGAAGAAUUCAUGCAUCUAGUAAUUAUAAAACAUCAAAUUAUGGCUUAAAAAGUUCAAUUAUAAAAAGUAUGCUUGAAGGUGCUGCAAAUAUGGGGAAAGAAUUAAUUCAGAAAAGUGAAGAAGAUGUAAUUCACCAUUCCAGUAAUCUCCAAAUGGGCUUUUCUUAUUCUUUUUAA